Messenger RNA from Pocillopora meandrina, 11032 nucleotides. The record is from the annotation of a GenBank genome assembly. NCBI's taxonomy places the organism in Eukaryota, Metazoa, Cnidaria, Anthozoa, Scleractinia, Pocilloporidae.
UGAGAGUAUGAAUCAUGGAGCGGUUACUUAUCACGUGGAAAAAAUGUACAAGGUCGAGGCACGUUUAAAUAUACAUUCACUUGAAGUGAAAGAACCUUCGGUGUGGAACGGAAUUUUUUCCUUCUCUGCAACGUCAUCAGCCUAAAUCUUUUAUCAAAAUGGAAGAAGCCUAUCACUGUCCUGAUCAAAAAAAGCUCCAGGCCUUGAGAGACAUGGCCAACCUGCUUCGAAUUCACAGCAUCGAAUCCACCAACACUGCUGGAUCGGGGUGAGUUUGCUAUUUCCAACCCUUGGGUGUUCGCCUGGAACGAAAGAGUUGGCUUUGUCGUGUAUGUCGUUGGUAACAUCGCAUAAUUUUUCCUUGUAGGCAUCCAACUUCUUGCUGUUCUAUCGCAGAAAUUAUGUCUGUUCUUUUCUUCCAUACAAUGCGCUAUAAAGGUGAGUGUGAUACUCAUUUGGCGAUAAAGUUGAACUGUCGUGCUUGUCUCCACAACUUACAUGAGUUGCAUAUAAUUUUCUCUGAGGGCUUUUCUCGAUAUUGCUGUAUUGUUAUGCGCUCGAAAAACUUGCUGUAAAUGUGCUUCAUUCGCUCAGCCUUGGUCAAAAACUGCAUAUUAGGUAUACUGUAAGAUUUAAACAAAUAAGCCUUUGCGUUUGCUAUUAUAUACAGAUUGGUGUUGCAAUUUGGCGUUGGGCCAAUUUCACAACUACAAAUCUGUCAUAAAUUUCGUUUACACUAAAAAGUCAACAAAUCGAAUAUUUACCAGAUCUUAGCUGUUAUUUUGUUAAGAGCGAUAACUCUUUACGAUCACUCAGAAAGUGUUUCUUUGCAAGCAAAAAGGUCUUUUAUUUUUUUAAGCCAAUGAAUUAUUGCUUCUAGUGGAAAAUUUGUAUAAAAUCCUACCUCUCUAUCCCGAACGUAUUAGUUAAUGUAACCUCAGAUGAAAGUGCUCUAUUAAGAUAGUUAAAUACUCUGUUACCAUCAGCAGUGUAAUAAGCUUUGAAUUUCUAUCAAAUACCACAAGGCAUAUCUUGUAGUUAUGACAACUUUUUAAAACUUACUCAAAAUUGAAACAAUUUUGUUGAAAUGAUUCAUUGCUUAGAAAAAAAAAACCAAGAAAAUCAAUCAAAAUAAAGAAUUACCUUGAAAACGAAGUUUAUUCAAUUUAGAUUUGAACUGAGUGUUGCCUGUUUGGAGAAAAAUUUGAAUCGACUGGUAGCAAUUUUUUUUCCUUAUGGGGGUUAAUUUUUGUCUCAUGAUCACUAAACUCUUUUGUAAAGCUCUCUUCACAUAAUUUAAAUAUGUGGAAUGCAAAAUAUUAGCCAGUUUUUAUGACUGACACAAAACAGCUGAGGGAUUAAAGUAUAUUUACAGCUUCUUGAAGAAGAGGGUCCAAAUACUUGGGAUCCAAAAUUUCAUGAAGAAGUCACAUCUCAUGGUAAAAUCCUUUGUUUGCUGUAGAUUUGACACCUGAUAAACCUGAUUGGCAAACAAUCUGGUUCUCAGUUUAAAAAGCUGGUUACAAUUUAACAUUGCAACUGGUUUUUGACAGUUUUAAGUUUAACAUAAUAGUUAUUUUUGAACAAGGGAACAUUGCAGUAUGGAAAGCAUUCAUCCCAUAGAAGCAAUUUCUUGUGUGGCUAAAUAACGAUGGUUCAUUGACCAUUAGUUAAGAGGUCCUUUUGUCUUUCUCCUAAGAAUUAUUUUUCCUUGUUUUUUGUGCCAUGAAAAAACCCCUUGAUUUGCAUUUUGUUGUAAAAUUUUAAACAUUCUUGCUCUUAAAGAGUAGUUUGACUGCCACAUAAGUUUUACAGUUACCAUUUUAGUCAUUUAGGAGUUAUUUUUUAGAAAAAGAAAAAGACAAAUGCUUGAAUAUAUAUUCAUAGUGCAAACAAGAGAGAGGGCCAAUAUUAGGUAUUAGGUAUGUUGUCCUGAAUCAUGCAACCUUUGGGAUUAUUUGUCAGAAAGAAAAAACUCUCUACGAGCCAAAUACAUAGGAGAGGUAGAUUGUAAAGAUAUUCCUCAAAGUGUUCUUUGGGACAUUAAUAUUUUAGACAGAGUCACUGGAAUAACAUGUCAAGGAUAAGGAAAAAUAAGUUGUUUGCUAAUUUACAUUAUGUGUGAUGAAUGAUGCUCAUUUUAAACAACUUAGUUUUUAAUGCUUGACCAUCUCACUCAAAUGAAAUACAAAUCAGCAAUAUGAAACCUUAUACUGAUAAUAUUCUUUGCCAAUGGCUCUUACUGAAUGAUAUAGUAAGGCUUUAACCCUUCAACUCCCAGUAAUGAUGAACAUAUUACUUCUCCCUAAAAUAUCCAUACAUUACCCAGUAAACAGGCACUGAGAAUAGUCAGACUUAUCAGGUAGAAGUUGUUUUCUUGAUCUAGCAUCAAAUUCUUAUAACUGAUCUACUAGAAAAUGUUAAGCAGUGAGAGGGGAGAAUUAACAACCAGAUCUUGAGAUUUAAAGGAGUUAAAACAGUUCAUCUCAAAAAAGAAUAACCAUAAAAUGUUAUUAUGUAUGAAAUGUACUGUCUUUUUGUAUGCUGAGGUUGAAAUUGAUCAUUUUCUGGUUACUAAUGUCAAUCAAUGAAUCAAUCUUUUUUGACAGUUGCCGAUCCUCGAGAUCCAGCAAGUGACAGAUUGAUCUUAUCCAAGGUGUGUUUGUGUAACUGUUUUUUCUUUUUUUUUUUUUUUUUUUUUUGUGGGUGAUGGUUGUAUUUACUUGAAAGUGCAAAUUGGUCAGAAUGGAACAAAGAAGGUUCAAUCUGUUUGUAGCAAGCCAUUUCCACAUACCUUACAAUUUGGUUUUGCCCGGUGCAUUAUCAAUGUAAUCUUCCAGAGCUGUUGUUAGGAAAUGUGAUGGACAUAUGAUCUGAAAUAAGUAGGAGGCUGAAUUAAGUGAUACUUAUGUAAUAAGCAUGGCGUGUUGCUUUACAACACACCCUUGGAGGAGUUUAGAGAAUGUGCUCCCCCUAAACUUUGAAUUUAAAACUCUCUUAGUUAUGAUUUAUAGGUCAAAAAUACUGUCUUAUUUUCUAUCUUUGAUCCAAUUUACAAAGUAGGUUAUGCAAACUUGUCUGGCAUCUGAAGGGUUUCUGCUGCCUAGAAUGUACCAGCUUCUUAUGACAACUCGAAAUCUUGACAUGGAAUUUGUCUAGACAUUUGUCUUCUACUCAUUAAACAAACUUUUUCUUACUGACAAGACAUGAAUGAAUUAACACUGCAAAUGGCAAUUGCCAAAGUCAAAUAGCCCUUCAAGAAGCCGAAACAUUCACUUUUAUCACUAAAAUAUGUUGAUCAUAUUCUGACACAAAAGUUUUAUUUCUGAAGACAUAGUAUAACAAAUUUUUACAGUGCUAUCGGGUUUCUGAGAUAUUAUUAACUACAGAAACAUAUUACUCAGAGACAAAAAUAAACAAAGAUUGGAACAAAAAUGAUUCUAACCCAAAAGGGCAGGUGCGAAUGGUGCUGCCCUUUAGCUAUGAUACAAUAAAACACAAGAAAUCCAAAUUACAACAAGUUUGUGUGGCAUCAGCUGUACCUAUGGCUUACGGCACAAGCAAUUUCUAACUAGUGUCCACAUGCAGGGCCAGUCAAUGUCAAAGAACAUUCUCAGGUGGUCAAAAAGUGUUUUUUAAUGAAAAGCUGGAGGGAGAACGGACUCAAAAAAGUAGAAGAAGGAGCAACAGAACUAAAGUAAUUCCAAAGCUUCACAAUGUAAUAAUGAAACUUUGGAAUUACUCUUGUUCUUUUGCUCCUUCUUCCAGUUUUUUGAGUCUGCUCUCCUUUGUUUUAACAAUGACAUGGAUUUCAUUUCAGGGUCAUGCAGCUCCCAUUCUCUAUGCAGUGUGGGCUGAAGCUGGUUUGUUUCCAGUAUCAGAUCUGGCCAAGCUUCGAACAAUUGACUCUGAUUUGGAAGGUCAUCCCACCCCUGUGAGUAACAAACUCUUGUUAUCAUAUCUGUAAUAAUUUCAAUGUUCCAAGUGUUUUAACCCUUUAAACCCCAAGAGUGACUAGCAUCUAAAUUUUCCUUAAAGUAUCACCCUCAAAUCACACAUUAAGGUCAUGAGACUAAAGGAAAUGAUCACCAACUAAUGAAGCUCUUGAUUAGUAAACAAAUUCUCCUUGUCAGCUCCUUAGGAAAUGUAUAGAGAACAGUAUGGAGAAUAUGCAUACUGAUGUUAGGGUGUAAAGUGUUUAUAUGAAACUCAUUCACAUAGUUGAGAUACAUUUUCCCAGAUUAUUAACUGAGUUAGAGGUUGUCAUGGUGAUGUAACACCAAAUUCUCUCAACUAAUUUACAAAGAAAUGUAUAACAGAAAGAUGGGAGGAUUUAACUAAUCAGAACUUGUGAUUUGAAUGGUUACUACACUUCCAUUUAUCUAAAUUAAGUGUUUUUCCUCAUUCUGUAGCGGCUUAAUUUUGUGGACUUUGCCACUGGUUCAUUGGGUCAAGGAUUGAGUUGUGCUGCUGGAAUGGCUUACAUGGGAAAGUACUUUGACAAAUCAAGGUGAUCAUUGAUCUGUGAAAAAUUGAUUUGAUAAACACUGAGUAAGGAAGUCAAGUGUUGGUUAGGAUGGUUCAGCUCCUAAUGGCUAGUGGGCUAGACUCCAGCUUGAGAGGUCUGGGUUUGAGACUUUGCAGAGUCAUUGUGUUGUGAUUUUGGAUGAAAUACUUGCCUCUCUCCACUCAGGAAUAUAAAUGGGUGACGGCAAAUUGUCAGGGAAGCCUGAUGAAAUGCUGAAGGGAGGGGUAACCUUGUACUGGACUAUCUAGGGGGGAGUAGUGAUACUUGUAGUCACAUCAUGCCAAGGGAACCGGAAUAAGCUCCACUUUGGUGAGUCACUCAGCUCUAGAACUUGCCCUUUGACCAUUGCUUUAAUCUUCAUCUCUUGUAUUUACAGUUUCCGCGUGUACUGUGUGAUUGGUGAUGCCGAGUCAGCAGAAGGUUCUGUCUGGGAAGCCUUGAACUUUGCAAGUUACUACAAACUUGGUAACUUAUGUGCAAUUUUUGAUAUCAACCGUCUUGGCCAGAGUGACCCCACAAUGCUCCAGCAUGACUUUGAAACUUACAAGAAAAGGACUGAAGCUUUUGGGUAAGGAACUUUUUUAGUGUUUGUUACAGUGAAACUCAGUUAGGGUUAUUGACUUUUUUUAAAAGCGUCCAGAAAUAAAGCUUUCUUGGGUGAUGUUACUAUUUGACCCUCAACACUUGAAGAGGACAAGCAGAUAUGAACUCUUUCUCAACCGAGAGGGCUUAUUUUCAAUGAAUGUUUUUCCACAUGAAAGAAUGAUAAUCACACUUGCUACUAUAAAAGGGGACUCUACAGUUAAAUUGUUGCGAUCCACAUUCAUUUGGAAGCAAUUACAUCUUUAAUAUUUGCAGAACAAAUUUUAUAAAGAACACAAUGUAAUCCCAAGAUUUAAAAAAAAACCCAUGACCUGUGUUAAAAAAUAGCUGUCUGUAAGUUGUGAUAACAAAAAAGGGGGUUUGUAUCAUGUGGAUGGAAAGUUGUAAUUGUGAACGAUUCAUUCCUGUGUGAGUUUGCAACUUGAUAUGCUUUGCAUCUAUAUGAAUGAGGUUUUCCUUAUUCUUCAACCUUCUUGCAUCCAUCUUUUGAAAGUAAUUAUGCAUUAGCUACCAGUUUCCAUUCACUGCGAUGCCGACUUCACACCAAAACCAGAGGUUGUUACAUAUAUUCAGGAUACUGUUAAAUGGAGUUUUUAUUCUAGAAUCAAAUUAUUGUUUUGGGCCCAGUUCUUCAAAGACUGGUUAAGCCUUUAACCUCCAGAUCAAAUUUGUAAUUCUUCUUAUACCAUACAAUUCUUUUAAUGUUAGUUCAGAGAAUUCAGUAUCGGAUCAACUAAUUAUUCCCAAAUUGAAAUUUUUCUUUAUUCUCAUCACUUAUCUGGUUGAUGUGGUGUUGAAAUUUGAAAGGAGAAAUUCUGUCUUGGUCACUCAUGGGAGUUAAGAGUUAAGUUAUCUAACAGAGAAAUCUCGAUCCACCAGAUAGGUGUUAACCAAACAAACUGAGCUAUUUCCUUGACAGGGAUUCACCUCAUGACUAGUUCUAUCUGCCCUUUGCACAUCGUUGGCUCGAUGUUGCAGUCUGAGUGAAUUUGCACCAGUGUGACUGAUUCUAGAUUGAAAUGUUACUAGUUGUAUCACAUAACAUAACACAGCCACAUGGGGGAUGGUGGUGAAUUUACAGUGUUUCAAAGUCCUCAGUUAGUAAAUUAUAUCACUUUGAACUCUCUUGCAAAUGAACAGAAUUUUCAUAAAUAUUUCUCAAAGGUGGAACACCAUUGUAAUAGAUGGUCAUGAUGUAGAAGCUGUCUGCCGUGCAUUUCAUGAAGCAAGCGUUAGCCAAGACCGCCCCACUGCUAUUUUGGCAAAGACCUACAAGGGAAAAGGUGUCCCAGGUAUGUCGAAAAAGUUUAUGAAUUUACAUGUCAUAAUUUAUUUGCUGCUUUUUGUUAAGGAAUGGCAAUGCUCCAAGCCACUUUUACAGAAACAGCCUUAAGCUUUUACCUUUUUCCUUUUCUUGGAACCAUGGAAGCAUAUUGGUUAGUAUGCCAAGCUACUUAACUCACUGUCCUGCCAACUUUGGGGGGGGUGGGGGAUGGGGGGGUAAUAUAUAUCCUUGUACCCUCCCCUCUUGCUUCCAACACUUUUCUCCACCAUAUCAUGAUCUUUGGUGUAAGGCCAUUGGUUGUAUUCCCCUCCCCCCGGACAAAAAACCCUGGCUGGGUUUUGAACUGUCUCUUGCAGGGGAUUUUCAAUAACUUCCUCAUUAAUCAGCUGCCAAUGGUGUAACAGGCAGCUGUGUCUGGAAGGUGAAACCCAAAUAGUUGGCAGUAGGGGUCUCAUCAGCAGAGGUUAACAAGCAGUAAACUGGUUUUAUGAAGUCCUUGUCCUGUGUAAUCCUACUCCUUUUUCUCUUAUGCAGGGGUUGAGGAUUUGGAGAAUUUCCACGGCAAAGCCCUUGGUGAUAAAGGUAAAGCAGCAGUAGAGCUACUCAAGAAAUCAAUGAGCAACAGUGGCCCUCAUGACCUUCGACCUCAGCCUGUGACUGAUACUGUACCAGCGGUUGAACUUGAUGCAAAACUAUCCGAGCCACCCAACUAUAAGAUAGGACAAAAGGUACUGAGUUACUCACCUUCUGUCCAAUCAUUUUUUCGAGGUCCGAAGUUUGGCUUUUUUUGCGGGUUAAAAUUGAGUGAAUAGUAUGAUCCAUUUUUCACAUGACACCAGCAGACACCCUUACAGAAUAGCUGUCACAUGCUUAAAAUUACAUGUGGUCCGAGGAAAUAUUUCUUAGGGUCUAGAAAUUUCUUUUGCAAUUUGAGAUACUGAAAUUUUAAAAAUGGGAAAGCUAGGGAAAAUUGAAACUUGUCCAUUUUUUCUGCCAUCAUUGUUUUGUUUGGCGCAUGCUCGACGUUUGAUUGGCGAAGUACUCGCGCAGGGGUGUCUCCCCACGAAGGAGUAUAAAUGGGCGUGGGUAGUGGAUGAAACAUGGGUUGGAUCAUGUUUAUGUCAUGAAUAUUGGAUGGCAUCUGGUCUUAUAGGCCUCUUUGCUUGAGCAUCGACUUGUUUUACAUUCGACUUAAUUUUGAAAUGCUUCUUGUUUCCAUUCUGUUAGGUUGCUGUUCGUCGAGCCUACGCCAAUGCCCUGGUGAAAAUUGGCCGCACUUGUGAGCGCGUGCUAGCCUUGGAUGGAGACACUAAGAACUCCACUUACUCUCUGAACUACAGGAAGGAAUUCCCUGAUCGGCACGUGGAGUGCUUUGUGGCUGAGCAGAACAUGAUUGGCGUUGCCAUGGGAUUAGCUGCACGUGAUCGUGCAAUCACUUUCUCCAGCACUUUUUCCGCCUUUUUUACCCGCACGUUUGACCAUUUGCGCAUGGCAUCUGUUUCCCAGACCUCUGCCAACUUCUGUGGAUCUCACUGUGGUGUUUCUAUUGGUGAGUUGAAGUGCGCUAUUUCUACCCCCAAAAGAGACAAGCAACCAAUUUCUCCACACGCUAACUUUCCAAGGUCAAAAAGUAAGGUCUUGAGAAUAAAGGAAAUGAUCAGCAACCGGAAGAAGCUCUUAAUUGUUAAGAAGUAUUUUACAACUCCUCUUGUGCCUAGAAGUGAAGAAACGCACGAGCAGUUCAUGCGAUUUCUCAUUCAUAAUGAAUUUUUAAAAGACUGACUUUACGAGCUUUUGCUCAUUCCUGGAGUAGAGAUAGAAGAGCGUAAGACAUGGACUGACCCGCUUAUAUUCGUCUCGCAACUUUUUCCGCAAGUGGCUGCUGAUGAUAUAAUUGGCGACCGAGCCCAGAGAAAGGGGCUCAAAGCGAAAAUUGCGCAUGAGAGCCUGCUCCCAGGCUAAACAGGCAGCGGUAAGCCACCGGUACGGGCUUUGAAGGAAACCGUCGCGCUUAUAGAAGUGUUAAAACUGGAUUACUGAGUUUUUGCCUUGCCUAUCUGAUCAGGUGUGGAUGGUCCCUCCCAGAUGGCCUUGGAGGAUAUUGGCAUGUUCCGUUCUAUACCCAACUGUGUGGUGUUCUACCCAAGUGAUGCUGUCUCGUGUGAACGCGCGGUUGAGCUGGCAGCUAAUUACAAGGAUAUGACCUUCAUCCGAGCCACACGAGGCGACACUCCUGUGAUUUACGAGAAUGAAGAACCAUUCGCGGUUGGCAAAGCUAAAGUAAGUUAGAUCAACCUUGUCAUGUGACCAAGAGAUAUCCCGUGUAACUUGCCGGGGAGCCACUUAGUCACACACAUUCCGAAAAUUACUGGUCAGUGCAAAUCCUUUUAUUCCGAUAAAUGACCAUCAGAUUGGCUCAGGGCGUGAACUGUGUUUCAAUUACCAAUGGAUCAAUGCCAGUAUUUGGGCAAUUGCCCAGCUACCCCUCCCCUAAUACUGAUAUUGAUCCCUAGAUUGGAUGUUGCUGUACAUCUGUUCAGUGAUAGAUUACAAAUGACAUCAAAAUGUGGUGAGAACAAAGAAGUGGCACACGAGGUGCAGUCGAAUGUGUCACUGCAGGGCGUGAAAUUGCGCCUAAUACAGGCGCCAAUGCGACUAAAUUUUUCACUUUGGCGACCAAAUCCUGAAAGUUAGUCGCCAAAUUGGCGACUAGAACGUUUCAUCAUAACCUUACCUAGAGAUAUAGUGAAUUAAAAAGAUUUGCAAUGAUAAAUCCGCGGCAAACUUCCUCGUUAAGUUUGUUUCCAAAACGAAGCACAUAUAUCUCGAUCGAUAACUAGACGCCAUCUUGGAUUUAGAUGAGCCUGAACGUUUUUUAUCAUCCAUCCUAGUGUCCACUUUGUAGCACGUAAAUUUUGACUAACUUAAUUUUGAAGGGUCUAUCUAGAACGCUGUAAGCAUAAAGAAAGAUUUUGUUUGUCUUUGAAAGUGGCGACCAACUUUUUUUGAAUUGGCUACUACUUUGAAGAAUUUAGGAGCCAAGUGGCUAUCAGAAAAAAAAGUUAAUUUCACGCCCUGCACUGAUGUUCCUACCACAUUUUGACGUCUUGUGUUGAUCUUUUACUGUACAGACGCACGGCAACAUGAAAUCUUUUUGUUUUUUUUUAUGAUAAAAAAGCGAAAUGUUUUUAAGGGCGACGCCAUCUAUGCGUCUAUCACUCAAUAGAUCAUGGGUAAGAACCAAUGAAAAUGUGUUAACAAUUCAGCUCGUCGUAAAGUCAUAACUGUUUUUUGACGUAGAUCGUCCGCGAGGAUGCUCGUGACUCGGUACUUGUUAUUGGAGCUGGUGUAACCAUGAUCGAAGCAUUGAAAGCAGCCGAUGAACUGAAGAAAGAAGACAUUUAUAUCCGAGUGAUGGAUCCGUUCACUUUGAAACCUGUUGACAAAGCCGGUAUCAUUGUACACGCAAAGGCUGUUGGGGGAAAAAUAUUGACAGUGGAGGACCACUACAUUGAAGGUAACUUUGUCCCUACUGCAACAGAAUCUGUACAAAUUGUCACGUUCUGAAAAUAUUUCCGUCGUAUUUACACCAGGGAGGUCGGGAGUACUAUGCAAUCUUCUUGAAAAUUUUAAUUUUCAUGCCAAAUGAAAUUCAUUUUGCUAAGAAAAUUUUUGCGCACGGCCUCACUUUGAGAGUGAGGCCGUUAAGGCUUCACACUAGUUUCACAAGGAAUUUCUUGUAAGUCUCGACACAAUGCACUCACCCCAGUUUUCCUCGUUUGUCCAAAGGCGCACAAGAAUAAUUGACUAGGAGACUCAUUGCUCUGAACUUGUACGGCUCUGGAAGUAAUUUAGAGAUUUCCUCUUUUUAAGAGAUGGUUGAUUGUGUCCUUACAUCUCUGGGAUAAAAACAUUGAAUAUUCUCUUUUUUCUUUCCCCAGGUGGUAUUGGUGAGACUGUGGCUGCUGCUGUGGCGGAAGAGACUGGUAUUACUGUGCGCAUGUUGGCCGUGCCCCGCAUUCCACGCAGUGGGCCUGGGGAAGCCUUGUUGGAUCUGUACGGUAUCAGCGCGAAGAGCAUCGUCAAGUCUGUCAAAGGCUUGUAAAUGGUUUGGAGACAUACGUGAUCAUGUUGACUUCGCGCUACAUCUAAAUUGAGCUGGCAUUUAUGGCAACCGAUAGGAAUACAUUUUUUAAAUUUUUUUUCUCCAAUCAAUCUCUGAACAAUUAUCCAAUAGCGAUUGUUUCGAUAGGGAUUUUUUUUUAGUUUAAUUUCUGGUCGACCAAGUUCAUUUAGUUCCAUUACAAACCGAUGAAAUGGCUUGAAUAUAGGACCAUUUUCAAAUUGAGUUGUAAUCCAUCAAACUGGGAAGGUAAACAUAUAUUUUUGUGGUAGCCUGGUUAGAAAAGUAAUAAAUUCAUUGAUCAGUAUUCCAGGUGUCUGAGUUUGGAAAUAUCGUGCCAAAAUUCACAGCUAAACAUGUUGCCAUGAAAUUACCUCUCUCUAGGAAAAUUCGCCUCACUGACGUUCUCAAAUUCAUUAAUAAUUCAUGCUGAGAAAACAAAGGAAAUUACAACCGUGAAGGAGGUUUGGAUAUGUGAUCUUAAUUAUCAUAA